AUGAGUCAAACUCCAAGCUUGAAACGAAAGCAACAGACCAUAUCUAGCUUCUUCACCAAGGCAGCUCCUAGUCCGUCCUCAAAUGGAAUCACGACAGAACGGAAAAGAGGGAAAGAAAAUAUCCGCAACCAUGCUGCUUCUGAAGGGUCUACUAGGUCUAAAUCAAAAUCUCCACUAAAGGAGGGGAGCAAUGGCAAUACGCAAGAUAUUGAUGAAGACGAAGAGGAGGACGAAGUUAUACUCCCGGUGAAGAAACGGAUAAGAAGCAGUGCUUGGGAACCUGCCGAGAAAGUGGUAGAUAAGGGAACAAUGGCUAACCAUAAUGACGAAGACGAAGAAGAAGUCCAGCCAUCUAGCCUUAUAAAAAACGCUGAGCCUCAAUCUUCUGCCUCUCGGGCUGAGAAAUACCGAUUCCAAUCAUCCCCUGUGCAACCCCUGAUAGAGGAACAGAUAUCCCCAGCAGAACGAAAACGGAGAGAUCAAUUACACCAGAAAUUUGUCCGUCGGUUGGGUGGGCCAGACUGUCUUCCAUCCCUACGUUCUUAUGACGGUGGUUCAGAGGUAGACCCAACAAUUGAAGGCGCAGCAAGUGAUGAAGAGGAAGAACAUACACCGCCCCCUGUAUCGAAGGGCAAAGCGGGGAAGAAAGCAGGAGGCUCCAAGUUAACGCCAAUGGAGAAGCAAAUACUGGAGAUCAAGAAUAAGCACCUUGACGCAGUACUGCUGAUUCAGGUGGGGUAUAAAUUCCAGUUUUACGGUGAAGAUGCGAGGAUUGCAGCCAAGGUGCUCAGUAUAGUAUGCAUACCAGGGAAACUCAGGUUUGAUGAGCUAACAACAGAUCCAUCGGAAGCCCACUUGACUCGAUUUGCAUCGGCGAGUGUACCUAUUCACCGGCUUCAUGUACAUGUCAAGCGGCUGGUGACGGCCGGGUAUAAGGUUGGCGUCGUUAAGCAGUUGGAGACUGCCGCGUUAAAGGCUGCUGGUGACAAUAGGAAUGCACCUUUUGUCCGAAAACUUACAAAUAUGUAUACCAAGGCCACAUACGUUGAAGAUGAUGCUGAAAAUGAGUUAUCUGGUGCCCUAGAGCCGUCUACGGGAUACUUACUCUGUUUGACGGAGAGCGGUGCCAAAGGCCAAGGAAAUGGCGAGAAAGUCCAGAUUGGAAUUGUUGCGGUCCAACCUGCUACAGGGAACGUUAUAUACGAUAACUUUGAGGAUGGAUUCAUGCGAAGCGAAAUCGAAACAAGGCUGCUUCAUAUUGCUCCAUGUGAACUGCUUUUGGUUGGUGACCUGUCUGCCGCAACGAAUAAGCUCGUUAAGCACCUCUCUAAGGGAAGGAUGACUACGUUUGGGGAUAAUGUUCGAAUUGAGCAGAUGGAGAAGUCCAAGACUGCUGCUGCUGAAGCACAUAGUCAUAUCUCAAGUUUCUAUGCUGGAAAGAUGGCAUCAACAGGCACGCCAGAGGAUGAGAGGGCAAGUGGUCUUUUUGACCAAGUGUUAAAACUACCGGAUGAUGUCACCAUCUGCCUCUCGGCUAUGAUCAAGCAUUUGACUGAGUAUGGGUUAGAGCAUGUGUUUGAUCUUACAAAAUACUUUCAGUCCUUUUCAGCGAGAUCCCACAUGCUGCUCAAUGGCAAUACGUUAACGAAUCUAGAGAUAUAUCAGAACCAAACAGACUAUUCCUCAAGGGGCAGCUUGUUUUGGAGUAUGAACCGAACUCGGACAAAAUUCGGACAACGUCUACUUCGCAGAUGGGUUGGAAGGCCCUUGUUAGACAAAGCGAAGCUUGAGGAACGCAUUGAGGCAGUGGCAGAACUCCUUGAGCCAGACAAAUCCACGCUAACACACAAUCUGGGGUCUAUUUUAUCACAGGUCAAGAUUGACCUUGAAAAAGCCUUGAUUCGAGUGUAUUACGGGAAGUGUACUCGUCCGGAACUGUUAACUAUGCUAAAAAGCAUGCAGUCAAUUGCAAUGGGCUUCGCACAUGUAAAGUCUCCAGCCGACACUGGCUUCACAUCUCAUAUCCUGAGUGAAUCAAUUGCAAUUCUGCCAACAAUUUACGAUGGCGUUGUUGCAUACCUAAACAAAAUUAACGAAGCGGCGGCACGGAAAGACGAUAAAUAUAAUUUCUUCCGCGAGUCAGAGGAAACAGAGGAGAUUGGUGAACAUCGUUUGAUGAUCGGAACGAUAGAGUAUGAGCUUAAAGACCACCUGAAGUCUAUAGCGGAAACACUGGGAAAGAAGAAAGCCCAGUAUGUAUCUGUUGCAGGAAUUGAUUAUCUAGUCGAGGUUGAGAACUCUCAGAGCACUUUGAAGAAAGUCCCAGCGUCCUGGCGGAAGAUUAGUGGCACCAAGAAAGUAUCGCGCUUUCAUACUCCUGAAGUUGUGAAAAUGAUGCGAGAAAGAGAUCAGCAGAAAGAAUCUCUUGCUGCUGCGUGUGAUAAAGCAUUCUUGGACCUUCUGGCGGAUAUAUCAACGAAAUACCAGCUGUUCCGUGACUGCAUUCAAGCUCUCGCGACAAUCGACGCGUUGCACUCCCUAUCCGUUAUCGCCGCCCAGCCCGGCUACGUCAAGCCAAAGUACACAGAUGAGACUGUUAUAAACAUCUCGCAAGGCCGUCAUCCGAUGGUGGAGAAAGUUUUAAUCGACUCCUAUGUUCCGAAUGAUACCCGGCUAAGUACUGAUGAAACAAGAGCUCUACUUGUCACUGGCCCCAAUAUGGGAGGGAAAUCCAGCUACGUGCGCCAGAUCGCUUUAAUAUGUAUCAUGGGCCAGAUUGGCUCCUACGUGCCUGCCGAGUCCGCUACGCUCGGCAUGCUUGAUUCCGUGUAUACUCGCAUGGGGGCGUUUGACAACAUGCUCGCAGGCGAGUCUACGUUCAUGGUCGAACUAUCGGAAACAGCCGAUAUCCUAAAACAAGCUACCCCCCGUUCACUAGUGAUACUUGACGAGCUCGGCCGUGGAACAUCUACACAUGAUGGUGUAGCUAUCGCGCAAGCUGUUCUUGACUACAUGGUUCGCAACUUGCGAAGUUUGACUUUAUUCAUCACACACUACCAGAAUCUCAGUCGGCUUGCGAGUACGUUUCCGGCCGGCGAAUUACGAAAUGUGCAUAUGAAGUUUACCGAGACCGGCGACCAAGGACAGGACAUCACUUUCCUCUAUGAAGUAGGCGAAGGGGUAGCUCACCGGUCGUACGGGUUGAAUGUUGCAAGGCUUGCCAAUAUUCCAUCUGGGAUAUUGGAGGUAGCGCGGAUCAAGUCAGGAGAGCUGGAAGCUAAGAUAAGCAGGAAGAAGAUGGGCUGUAUGCUCAGGGGUAUAUUCCAGACUCUAUCUGAGAAGGCCUCCAACGGAAGUGGGGAAGAGCUGGUUGGGCGCCUUCUCGAUGACAUCGAACUGUUGUAA
Microsporum canis CBS 113480 is the source of this 3405-nucleotide messenger RNA. Its product is annotated as DNA mismatch repair protein Msh3. The transcript is spliced from 3 exons. The record is from RefSeq and is a predicted model, not a curated record. The coding region runs from base 1 to 3405 and encodes 1134 amino acids. Lineage: Eukaryota; Fungi; Ascomycota; Eurotiomycetes; Onygenales; Arthrodermataceae. Gene Ontology annotation, biological process: mismatch repair; mitotic recombination. Gene Ontology annotation, cellular component: nucleus. Gene Ontology annotation, molecular function: ATP binding; ATP-dependent DNA damage sensor activity; mismatched DNA binding.